AUGCUCCAAAGGAAGGCCUUCUUGGCGGAAAAGGCAGAGAAGGCGGAGUCUAAGAGAAGGUCAAAAAUGGAGAUGAAGCCCCAACAGGCAGCCAGGAAGGAUAAAUCCUCAGACAAAAGAGUGCAAGCAAAAGGGAAAAAGGGAGCAAAGGCAAAAGAGGCUGAAGUAGCUCAUCACGAAACUAAAGGAGAUUUGCCUGCUGAAAAUGGAGAAAUGAAAGGCGAGGAGAUUCCAGCCUCUGAUGAAGCAGGAGUAAAAGAAGCCAAGUCUGAUUAA
Molecule: messenger RNA, 276 nt
Organism: Echinops telfairi (small Madagascar hedgehog)
Lineage: Eukaryota; Metazoa; Chordata; Mammalia; Afrosoricida; Tenrecidae
Product: non-histone chromosomal protein HMG-14-like
Exons: 1
Coding region: 1-276 (91 amino acids)
Cellular component (GO): chromatin; nucleus
Molecular function (GO): nucleosomal DNA binding
Source: RefSeq, a predicted model, not a curated record